UUCAAGAAAAUCCACCGCGGUUAACCAAAUCAAAUUAACAAAAGCCCUCCAAGUUCAUCGUUUUGUUCACGGGAUUGAGUUGGAACAGAAUCCGGAAUGGAAUCUUGCGAAAUUUGCGGCGAGCUCCACCCGUGGCGCGGAACCGUCGUCGAGCGCUGCGCAACCAGUGCCAAGGAGUCCCUCCCCGAGCUGCCGCCGGAGAUGUGGGCCGAGAUCUUCAACCAUUUGCCGGCGUUUCCACUGCUGAAGAUGCGACAGGUUUGCCGUCGCUGGCGGGACAUCGUGGACCACAGCUUGGCGCUCGUGUCCAAGCUUCGGGUGACGUUUUUCGACGUCCACAAUCCGAUCGAUGGCAGCUUCGAGCCGAAGCACCUGCCUCGGGUGCCGAAUGCUUACCUCGUCUCAUUCGUAACGGAAGUUGGCCCUUGGUGGGCAUCGUUCGGCGAAGGGUUAACCACGCUCGAGUUUGGCAGCGGUUCGGAGAUCAAAUCCUCCGUGUUUCUGGACAUUCUUCGUCACACGCCGAAUCUCAGGGUGCUGGAUCUGCCGUUAGUGGAGUUUAUCGACGAUUUUUCUACUUUGCCAGACUUUCGUCUGGACAAGCUGGAAGAGCUCCGUGCUCAUUACAUCGACGUUCCGGAAAUGUUUGACGUGUAUCGAGUGCUCUGUGGCUGUGGGUUGAAGUCAUUGACGGUCAUGUGGCCCGACUACCAUGAUUGUCGCUCGGUGGAGCCGCUCGAGGCGGCACGGGCGGCACACUUCGUGAGGGGCUUUCAAACCACGCUGGCGGAACUCCACAUUAACGGCUCGGACGAACUUUUGACUGAGAUGGUGACAUUCGAUCGAUUGAAGCUGAGAAAACUUAGGCUGACCUACGAGGAACUCUCCAACGGUUGGCUUCUGGUCAAUCUUUGUCGAAAGCAGCCCUUGUUGGAGUACCUUGCCGUAGACGAAGGGUUCAAGUUUAACCAGGAAAGCGUAGUGAUGCUCAACCAAAUUGGCCACCUUCUGCCCAAGUUGACUUACCUAUCGAUCAAAGUGGCUCCGUUUCUUGACCUUACGUUCCUGUUCAAUUUUGCCAACCUCCACACCCUCGAACUUUACGGCGAUCAUGAAAACUUCUCUCUAGUCCAAUUUGCGUUCUCUGGCAACGACAACCCCAAUCUCAACACGCUGCACCUGGGCAAAAUUCACUUCCAGAAGUGUGUCUUCCAGCAGUUCCUCAACAAGCUGCCAAACAUUCGCACCAUAUCCUUACGGAACUGCAAAUUCAACGCCCAGUCCGACCUCUUCGAAGCGCUCGUCUCGCUCAAGCAUCUGAACAAACUGACUCUCGACAUCCAAGAGACCGGCUGUUCCUCCCCGGCGACCCCGCUGGCCACCCUGAAGCACCUCCGCAUCAGAAGCUGCGAAAUGUCGCGAAAGCUGUUCGCGUCGUUCCUCGCCUCGUGUCCGCACUUGCGCGAGCUCUGGCUGAAUUCGAGACAGGCAGUGCACGUCGAGGAGGUGCUCGCCGCGAUCUCGCUGCAGCUUUUGCCGCAGCUGGCGGUUCUUACCCUUCUGACGCGCCCGAUGACGAAGGAAGCGAAAUACUACGUCCGCUACGUUUGUCGCGCGCUGGAGAAGGUGGAAAUUGGGUUGGAAUUUUGAGAUUUAGACUGCUAAUGGAGCACCCGCCGUCGAGCAGUUUUUGCUUUUUCUACAAUGUAUUUCUUAUGGAGCGAACUGUCAAAAACGAAGGCGGGUACUCCAUUGUCAUUAUCGAGGACUUUGUUGUAUAAUAAAAACACGUCUUAU
Molecule: messenger RNA, 1797 nt
Organism: Culex pipiens pallens (northern house mosquito)
Lineage: Eukaryota; Metazoa; Arthropoda; Insecta; Diptera; Culicidae
Exons: 2
Coding region: 97-1650 (517 amino acids)
Molecular function (GO): protein binding
Source: RefSeq, a predicted model, not a curated record